AGCGGUGCGGGCGUAGUUCGCUAGAAGUAUUGGUCAGAACACAGCGUCCUAACGCACAGCUCCAAACGGCCGUGAUUAUAUUAAUCAUUGCGAUAUAUUUGUGUUUAUAAAUUUAAACGUUUGUGCUUUGAAAUUUUGAAAAAAAUGGAAGCUAAGGAGUUCAAGGAUUUCGCGAAGGCAAUGGCUGAUUACAUCGCCGAGUACUUGGAAAAUAUACGCGACAGGCAAGUGGUGCCCUCAGUGAAGCCAGGGUAUUUAAGACCCUUGGUACCGGAGCAGGCUCCAGAGAAGCCUGAACCCUGGACGGCCGUAAUGGCUGAUAUUGAGAGAGUGGUUAUGUCAGGAGUUACCCACUGGCAUUCCCCACGUUUCCAUGCCUAUUUCCCCACUGCCAACUCCUAUCCAUCGAUCGUUGCAGAUAUGUUAAGCGGAGCCAUCGCCUGCAUUGGUUUCACCUGGAUCGCAAGUCCAGCUUGCACCGAGCUUGAGGUGGUGAUGCUGGAUUGGCUAGGCCAGAUGCUGGGUCUGCCAGAAGAAUUCUUGGCUCGCUCUGGUGGCGAGGGCGGUGGCGUCAUUCAGGGUACAGCCAGUGAAGCCACAUUGGUCGCUCUGUUAGGAGCUAAGGCCCGAGCGAUGCAGAGGACUAAGGAACAGCAUCCAGACUGGACGGAAGUUGAAAUCCUGUCCAAACUUGUUGGAUAUUGUAAUAAACAAGCUCAUUCGUCUGUCGAGCGAGCUGGUCUCCUCGGUGGAGUAAAGCUCCGCAGCCUGAAGCACGAUGAAAAGAGACGCCUGCGCGGAGAUACCUUGAAAGAGGCUAUCGACGAAGAUAUCAAGAAUGGAUUGAUACCGUUUUAUGUCGUCGCAACCUUAGGCACAACAUCAUCGUGCGCUUUCGACGCUCUGGACGAGAUAGGCGACGUCUGCAAGUCGCAUGAUGUGUGGCUUCAUGUGGACGCAGCCUACGCCGGCUCCGCGUUCAUCUGUCCAGAGUACCGCCACCUCAUGAAGGGAGUCGAAAAGGCUGAUUCGUUCAACUUCAACCCUCACAAGUGGAUGCUGGUUAACUUCGACUGUUCCGCCAUGUGGCUGAAACAGCCGCGUUGGAUCGUUGACGCCUUCAACGUCGAUCCUUUAUACUUGAAACACGACAUGCAAGGAUCAGCGCCGGACUACCGUCACUGGCAGAUACCUCUCGGAAGACGCUUCCGAUCCCUUAAACUAUGGUUCGUGUUGAGACUGUAUGGAGUUGAGAACAUUCAGAACUUCAUCCGUAAACAUAUUGGACUGGCUCACCUUUUCGAAAAACUCUGUCUUGAUGACGAAAGAUUCGAACUUUUCGAAGAGGUCACUAUGGGCUUAGUUUGCUUCAGACUCAAAGGUGAUAAUGAAACUAAUGAGGCUCUCUUGAGACGUAUUAAUGGACGCGGGAAGAUUCAUCUUGUACCUUCAAAAGUGGAUGACGUUUAUUUCCUAAGAUUUGCUGUUUGCUCGCGUUUCACUGAAGAAAGUGAUAUUCAAAGUUCGUGGGAAGAAAUAAAGACAUCGGCUGAUGAAGUCCUAGCAGAAAAAUAGAUUAUGAAAUAUUUCUUCAACAAAACAGAUACAUAAAUGAAGUAGAUUAUUAAUGUUCAUAGCUUAUGACGAUUGUUUGCUUAUUUAUUGAUGAUACUGUGUAAGUAGUUUGAUUAUAGGGUAUUAGACAUUUGACGAAGUCGUAUUAGAUAUGAUUUAUAAUUAUUCAUUUAUUCUAAGCAUACUUUAUGAAAGAUAAUAUUGAAAUUAAAUUCACCCUCCUUUGUACACUUUAGUAUAAACACAUACAUUUAUAUUUUAACUUGAUAUGUUUUGUGUUUUAUCGUUGAUUGAUUCCAGUGUGGUUAGUAAGAGUAUGCAUUUAAAUUUAAAACGCAUAUACAAAUAUCGGUUUAGAUUUAAAACUGCAACGAUGCAAAAUUGCAUUAGUGAUUAGGCUCACUUAUUUGUUACAUGAGUUGGAAAUAAAAUGUCAAAUAUUUAUUCAUCGAAAUGGUAAUGAGUAUCAGUGUCAGCUCAAAAUCUGUUCUUCCUUGUUAUAAAAAUAAGUAUAUUUUGUUGAAUUGCGUUACGUCUGAUGGGAUCAAAAUUUACGUACCUGUUGAGAACUAUAUUUAAUGGACCAUAUAAAUUUUUAACAAAAUAUUUCUUGGUGUUGUAUAAGAAAUCGUUUAAUAGACUCUCGUUUGAAUCAAUCUUACGCGAGUACAUGUUAUGUUUUUUUUUCAUAAUUAAUAUAUAAAUGUAUAUUUCUAGUUAUCGCGACUGCAAUAAAAUUGUCGUAUAGGAAAAUAUUUAAUGUUUAUAUGAUAUAUUAGUAAAUUGUUAUCAAGCAUAUGUUUACAAGCAUUUUUUUUGUAUACGCAUUUGCUUAGCUCCGUUUGUCCAAUAAAUAGUUAGUCAUUGUGAUGUUAUGUAUGCUUAUCUUAUUACGUAAUAUUAUAGUAAAUAGUAAUGAUUGAAA
Danaus plexippus (monarch butterfly) is the source of this 2500-nucleotide messenger RNA. Its product is annotated as aromatic-L-amino-acid decarboxylase. The record is from RefSeq and is a predicted model, not a curated record. Bases 145 to 1575 code for a protein of 476 amino acids. Gene Ontology annotation, biological process: catecholamine metabolic process; amino acid metabolic process; serotonin biosynthetic process. The transcript has 6 exons. NCBI's taxonomy places the organism in Eukaryota, Metazoa, Arthropoda, Insecta, Lepidoptera, Nymphalidae. Gene Ontology annotation, molecular function: pyridoxal phosphate binding; aromatic-L-amino-acid decarboxylase activity.